AGAAUGAUUCUGAGAAUGUGUAUAUUGUGCUCUUGUCAAAAACUUUCCUGCGUCUCUGAAAUUCUAUAAGUUAAAAUUCACAAAUUUCUUCGGCAAAAGUGUCACAAAUGUGGGUAUUUGUCCAAAGAGCUGUUCCACCAUAAAUACCAUCUCCAACAUCGAUUCUUCCCGCACAAAAUUCAAUGCAGAUAUGCUGCUAUAUUAAUUGAUGGCACUUUUGGGGCGAAUAAAUGAUACAACCACCAGAUGCAACAGUUUGAGACACCAUUGGCUCACAGAUCUCUGGUAAAUUAUUCAAAAGAAAUCUCCUCCAAGACUAAAGUUGGCAUCACAAUUGAAUAAUUAAAAGAGAGCAGCAGAGUGUGGAUACACAGGAGGGAAAAAAAGAGAAAGAUUUCCCCUCGAAAAUGGUGACAAUGACAUCAGAAGCAUCGGACAAAGGAAAUACAUCCAAUGAGUCCAAUACAGCGAUUGUACCAAAGAAAUAUGUCACCAUGGCUGGUGGGGAGGAUGCACCCAACAUAUUGGUGUACAAAAAGAUGGAAGCCAUUAUCGAACGGAUGCAGAGUGAGUCGGGAGGUGUUGCUGUGAGAACUAUAAAAGCAUUUAUGAGUAAAGUGCCGUCUGUGUUCACGGGAGCCGAUCUCAUUGCAUGGAUAAUGAAGAAUUUAGAUGUGGAAGAUUUGAAUGAAGCCCUCCAUUUGGCUCACUUGCUGGCCUCCCAUGGCUAUUUAUUCCCCAUUGAUGAUCACAUUUUGACCGUAAAGAACGAUGGUACCUUCUACCGAUUCCAAACCCCAUACUUCUGGCCAUCUAAUUGCUGGGAGCCAGAAAAUACCGACUAUGCUGUGUACCUUUGCAAGAGAACAAUGCAAAAUAAGACACGAUUGGAGUUAGCUGACUAUGAAGCGGAAAACCUGGCUCGAUUGCAGAAAAUGUUCUCUAGGAAAUGGGAAUUCAUCUUCAUGCAGGCUGAAGCUCAGAGCAAAGUGGAUAAGAAGCGUGACAAAUUGGAGCGCAAAGUUUUGGAUUCACAAGAGCGUGCAUUCUGGGAUGUGCACCGCCCAAUGCCGGGAUGCGUAAAUACCACCGAAAUGGACAUAAAGAAGGCAUAUCGUCGCGGUGGGUCCAGCAGUUUGGGUUCCGGCUCUGCGGGGGCAAUGAGCAAUAAUCCAGUGGAACAGAUGACCCGUACAAUAGGAUUACUGAAGCAGAGGAUGGAAAGGCGUACAAUUAAAAUAUCCAAAAUAGCCGAGAGCUAUAUAUCUUACUUUGAGCAAUAUAAUGACUACGAUUUUUUCAUUACCACCCCCGAACUCCCUAAUCCAUGGCAGAGCGAUAACACUGAAUUGUGGGAGCAAGAUAAAUCAGCAAAGGAGGUACCACUGAGGCGGGUGAAGCGCUGGAGUUUUGGCUUACGUGAACUUCUCAAUGACCCAGUUGGGAAUGAGCAAUUUGCAAAAUUUCUGGAGAAGGAGUACAGCAGUGAAAAUUUAAAAUUCUGGGAAGCCGUACAAAAUAUGAAGACACUACCGCAGUCAGAAGUCAAGGAAGCCGCCCUCAACAUCUGGAAGGAGUAUAUGGCCCCCGAUGCCCCAUGCCCCGUAAAUGUCGACUCACGCUCCGUGGAGCUAGCGCGUGAGGCAGUUAUGUCUACAGGUCCCAUCAAUCGAUGGUGUUUCGACGUUGCGGCCGCUCAUGUAUACCACCUCAUGAAGAGUGAUUCAUACUCGAGAUAUUUGCGAUCCGAUAUGUAUAAGGAAAUCCUCAAUGGAUCGAAGAAGAAGGUAAAAUCCAUUCCCAACCUUUUUGGUGUCAAGCGCUAAUUGAUAUAUGGGGCUAUAGAUGCAUUGAUAAAUCCUCUAUAUUUACUAUUUGGAUUACAUUGUAGUUGUUUCGUUCACACAGUCAUGUGUUGAUGUGCAAAUGAUUACAUGUAGGAUUCAGGGUACAAAAUCACAAACCAUGUUUAAUUGAUUCAUGUAUUUGAGCUUUACCGCAUACAUACAUAUACAUGCAUAAAUAUGUUCUAAAAUGCGAUAGAAAUGGAAAACAUACCAAAAAAAACAACAGUUAUAGGUACAACAAAAGCAUAAUAUGCUUACUAUUUAUUUCAUUUUUUUUUUUUAAAUUAUUUGUUGAUGUGAGGAAAACCAGCCAAUAAUGAAAAAGAUUAUUUUAAAACAAGCUUAUUUUCAUUUCCAUAAAAGAGAAUAAGUCAAGUAAAAAUUUAAUUAAUUUCACAUUUAAAUUUUAAUUGGAUUUCCAAAGAAAUUUUUUAUAGUAAAAGAAAUUAUUUCAUUCACAUUCUGAUAGAGAAAGUCAUAAACUGAUAAAUUUUUCAAGGUGUUUAACAAAAAAUUUGCGUUCGUUAAAAUGUCAAAGUGGACUUUUAUAAUUAAAUAAAAUCUUUCUUUAUUAAAUAACUAUAUAUACACAAGUAGAUUGUCGAGUUUUCAAAUGAAAACUGAUUUUUUAUUCAGAGCCAAUUUAAAAGAGAUUUUCACUAAGAAAGCAAAAUUGAUUUGGAAAUAAAAUUGAAUUUCCACCCACACCAUUUAGUUUAUUGCAUAAUAAUAAGAGGGAAAUGUGUGUCCCCGAGUUAUUCAUAGACUAAAUUGCUGAAAGUAGAAAUCGAUUGAAUUAAUAUCUCAUUAACAACUUAUUUUAUACCACAAGGAUUAUCAUCUUCCCAUUAUAAUCAUAUGCAUUUAUGUAGUUUAUUAUUGAAUUUUAAAUAAUUAACUUAACUAUAGUUUUAGCUGUUAUUAUUGUUCCAUUAGGUGGUGGAGAUUGCUUUUAAAGGUAAAAUUUAUUGAAAAAUGGGAAAUAAAUCAAAUUACUUUUUAUUGAUUAUUUUUUUUUGUAUUAACUUUGGCUAGUUUUCCUUACAUUUACCCACUGUUUUUGCAAAAAAAAAGUCCCCCAUCCAGAAUGCAUCAGAUAGUACGUUAAUAUUGUAUACCAAGAUAUUCGAGACAUACAUUUUGUAUCAAAACAUCACAAACAGAUUGCAAAUUGCAAUAUUUAAUUUUACCUUUCAGAUUGAUAAAAAUGGAAGUAAAUGAAUAAAGUUCUUAAAUUUAUUUAGACAGCACUCUAAUCUAUUUAAAAAAAAAUGUUUUUCCAUUCAAUUUUAUUAUUCUGUUUCAUGGUUGUCUAGAAUAUCUUGACUAUAUAUUUGCGUAUCAUACAUAAAACAUCAUUCUACAUAAUAGAAGUAAAAUGUGAAAAAAAUUUCGAAAUGAAUAUAAAUGACACAAAAUUAAUUAGUAAUCUACAUAUUGGGAAAAUUAUAUGUUUAAAAAAAUUGACCUAAUAAAUAAUAUCAAAGUAAUGUA
Lutzomyia longipalpis is the source of this 3341-nucleotide messenger RNA. RefSeq names its product regulator of G-protein signaling 7 (gene RSG7). The transcript has 5 exons. The record is from RefSeq and is a predicted model, not a curated record. Lineage: Eukaryota; Metazoa; Arthropoda; Insecta; Diptera; Psychodidae. The coding region runs from base 408 to 1826 and encodes 472 amino acids. Gene Ontology annotation, biological process: regulation of G protein-coupled receptor signaling pathway; intracellular signal transduction; G protein-coupled receptor signaling pathway.